AUGAAUCUGAUGAUCUGGAAUUCUCGAGGUGCAGGUGGGCCCUCAUUUCGUCGCCUUCUUCAGGACUUGAAACUGAGAUAUAAAUUGACGUGCUUGGCUCUCAUGGAACCUAGACAAGCAGGGGAUAGAGCUGAAUUAAUAGCCCAGAAGCUUGGGUGGUCCAAUAUGUACGUGGUGGAAGCAAGGGGUUUUAGUGGUGGCAUAUGGCUUUUUUGGGAAGAUAAAAUACACUUCUCUGUAUUAUCAGCAGGAGAGCAGUUCGUGCAUGGCCUGGUGAAAGACGGCAGUAAUGAGGAUUGGUUUCUUACAUUAGUAUAUGGGCACCCAAAUGCCAUCCUCCGCAGAGGUCUCUGGGAGUCACUCUCCUCUAUUCAAAGGUCCAUGAAUGGCAAAUGGGUAGUGGGAGGGGAUUUUAAUGCGGUUCCUCACCGUGAUGACCGCUCUGGGCUUCGCACAGGCAUGAACGGUAGAGUAGAGAGACAAUUCCAAGAUUGGAUCACUGCUAGCAGCUUGCUUGAUAUUGGGUUUUCCGGACCUCACUUUACUUGGGGGAGAGGGUCAAGCCAGAGUAGAAUAGAUAGAAUUCUUGUCAAUGACUUAUGGACUGAAUGUUUCCCGGAUGCUUCGGUUAUCCACCUUCCAAAGUUCAAAUCGGAUCACUGCCCACUUUUACUCAGAACUAAGAAAGUUGCCUCGGUCUCACCCAAUGAGCGGCCCUUUCGCUUUUUUGCCCCUUGGGUCCUUCACGAGGAGUUUGGGAACUUUGUUAAAGACAAUUGGGCAAUGAAGGGGGACUGGAACUCAGACGUCCAUGACUUCAAGGCUGCUUUAUCUCGGUGGAAUGUACAGGUCUUCGGACAUGUUCAACGCACCAAAGGAAAACUUUAUAGAAGAUUAGAAGGCCUUUCGCGCAAAUCUGCCUUGUCUGGUUUACCCGAAAACUUAGAAAGGAUUCAGAAGGAACUUUGGUAUGAGUUGGAGAAAAUACUCUCGAAGGAAGAAUUAAUGUGGCAGCAAUACUCUCGAGCACAAUGGUUUCUGCAGGGUGAUCGCAAUUCACGUUAUUUCCACAUAAGAGCGACCAGCAGGCGAAAACGGAACCGUAUAGAGGCCUUGAGACUAGAAUCAGGCAUUUGGUCCUACGACCUCAAGGAAAUCAUGGAUAUGGGAUGUCAUUUUUUCAAGGCGUUAUACACAGAGAAUGGAGAAGGGUCACCGUCUCUUGAGUUUGGGAUGAAAUAUCCAACUAUAGAUGCUGUGCAUAUUAAUACCUUGGGGAAAGAGGUGGAGGAUACAGAAGUCAAGCGAGCUCUUUUUGAUAUGGGCCCACUGAAGUCCCCUGGGCCCGAUGGCCUAAAUCCUCUCUUCUAA
Molecule: messenger RNA, 1371 nt
Organism: Neltuma alba
Lineage: Eukaryota; Viridiplantae; Streptophyta; Magnoliopsida; Fabales; Fabaceae
Exons: 1
Coding region: 1-1371 (456 amino acids)
Molecular function (GO): catalytic activity
Source: RefSeq, a predicted model, not a curated record